GCUGUUGAGCAGAAAGGUCCGGGCGCUAGGACCCCGGGGCGCUUGAAAGGCUGCUGCUGCUGCUGCUGCUCCUCCUUCUGCUGCUUUGUGCCUCAUCUGCCUUUGAGAGCCUCGGAGGAGGAAGCAAGGCAGGAAGCCUGGGCUGCAUGGAAAGGUCCCUGGAAAACCCCCUGGAAGGAAAGGCUGGAAGGGAGACCCACAGAGAGGAGCAGCCUUGCCCCUGAUCCUCAAUAGGAUUACUCAGAAGUUGCCGCAAAGAUGACCACUUUGACCCGGCAAGACCUCAACUUUGGCCAAGUGGUUGCAGAUGUGCUUUCGGAGUUCUUGGAAGUGGCCGUCCAUCUCAUCCUUUACGUCCGGGAGGUUUACCCGACGGGGAUCUUCCAGAAGCGGAAGAAAUACAACGUACCUGUGCAGAUGUCUUGCCACCCGGAGUUGAACCAGUACAUCCAGGACACCCUCCAUUGCAUCAAACCGCUGCUGGAGAAGAACGACGUGGAAAAGGUGGUGGUGGUCAUUCUGGACAAAGAGCAUCAUCCGGUGGAGAGGUUUGUGUUCGAGAUCACACAGCCGCCCCUUUUGUCGAUCAGUGCGGAUUCCCUUCUCAACCACGUGGAGCAACUCUUGCGUGCCUUCAUUUUGAAGAUCAGUGUCUGCGACGCUGUGUUGGACAACAACCCUCCAGGCUGUACUUUCACCGUUUUGGUCCACACCCGAGAAGCUGCCACUCGCAACAUGGAGAAGAUCCAAGUGAUCAAGGAUUUCCCUUGGAUCCUGGCAGACGAACAAGAUGUCCACAUGCGCGAUCCCCGCCUGAUCCCACUGAAGACCAUGACGUCGGAUCUUCUAAAGAUGCAGCUGUAUGUAGAAGAGCGAGCUCAGAAAGGCACCUGAACCGGAUGGUCUCCGUUUUUUAAACCUUUCCAAGGAAUUUUCCAUGUGUGCGAUUGUGUUGUUUUGUUUUCUGCAAAGUGCUCUUAUGCAAAAUGGUACAAGUCCUCCAAUCCUGAAGGCAAAAUCCUGUAGGAACAAACUCCUACCUCCUUCAACAAAUCAAGUUUCUAGACCUGGUUUUUAAACUGUGUUCCAGAACAUGGUGCUUGUUUUUAGUGUGGGGUUUUGAGCCUUAAAAUGCCGCUUAUAUAAGACUUGGUUUGAUUCAAGAACUCAUCCGUUAUUGUUUUAGUUGUGUCUCGAGUGUUUUGUGAUUUGUGACUGAGACCUUGCAUGGGAUAAAACCUUGCACAGUCCUUGUGUAUCCACUGUGAUAUUUUUAUUUGGCUAUCAAUAAACAUUUAUGGACUAAGUGGAUCCUCAAA
Messenger RNA from Sceloporus undulatus (fence lizard), 1319 nucleotides. RefSeq names its product mitotic arrest deficient 2 like 2 (gene MAD2L2). Gene Ontology annotation, cellular component: zeta DNA polymerase complex. Bases 259 to 894 code for a protein of 211 amino acids. NCBI's taxonomy places the organism in Eukaryota, Metazoa, Chordata, Lepidosauria, Squamata, Phrynosomatidae. The record is from RefSeq and is a predicted model, not a curated record. The transcript is spliced from 9 exons.